AAAUGGAAAGGAAAAAAAAUUAUCUUAAACUUUCCAACCCUAAUCACAACAAUUAUCUCCCUAAUCAUUUUCUUAUCAUUUUUACCCCAAAAUGUUAAUGCCAAACCUCCUCCAAACCCAGUCCAAUGUAAUGGUAAAGUAUGCACACUCAAAAAUGGUUAUGGUGUUUGGGGUGAUAGAAGAGAUUGCACCUCUCCAAGCAUAAGCUAUCCAACUACUGAAGAAGAGCUUCGAUUAGCCGUCGCGAAUGCUAAUCGUAAUAAACUCAAGGUGAAAGUGGUGACUAAAUUUUCACACAGUAUACCAAAAUUAGCAUGUCCUAGUAGCAAAACAAACAAGACAACGCUAAUCAGCACAGAACGAUACAAUUCCCAUAUCGAAAUCGAUACGAAAAACAUGGUCGUAACAGUCGAUGCAGGGGUGAGUCUAAGAGACUUGAUCAACAAGGUGGAGGGUGCCGCGUUGAGUUUAGUCGCGGCACCCUACUGGGAAGGGGUGACCGUGGGUGGCCUAAUAAGUACCGGAGCCCACGGGAGCUCAUGGUGGGGUAAGGGCGGGGCGGUCCACGACCAUGUUGUGGGUGUUAGCCUAGUGGUUCCUGGGAAGGAGUCCGAAGGGUUUGCUAAAGUUCUUUGGUUGGAAGGCAAUGACCCUCUUUUUAAGGCUGCUAAGGUUUCUUUGGGUGUUCUUGGGGUUAUCUCUAAGGUGAAGUUAUCAUUGGAACCAGCUUUCAAGAGAAGUAUAACCUAUGAUUUUACAAAAGAUGAUGACAUCGAACAAAUGUACGUAAACCACGCCAAGAAAUUUGAAUUUGGAGACAUAACGUGGUAUCCUUCAAAGUAUACGGCUGUUUAUAGAUAUGAUAAUAGAGUUCAUUUUAAUACUUCUGGAGAUGGAAUCAAUGAUUUUCUUGGGUUUCAAUCGCAAUCUGUUUUAGUCUCCAUGGCUACUCAAUCAACGGAAAAAACAUUUGAAAAUAGCAAAGAUGAGAAAGGCAAGUGUGCAAUGGCAACAACAUUUAUGGCAUACAAGAAAAGCAUAGCAAAUGGAUUAAAGAACAACAAAUUAUUCUUCACAAAUUAUCCAGUUAUAGGCACUCAAGCCAACAUACAAGCAUCCGGUUCGUGUUUAUACUCUUUUCCUCUAAGACUAGACCUUACUUGUGGUUGGGACCCUACAAUCAAUGGUCUCUCCUUCUAUGAAACAACCGCGAUUUUCCCUACUACAAAGUUUGGAGACUUUGUUAGGGAUGUCAAAAAACUAAGAGACCUAAUCACUCCACAAAAACUUUGUGGCAUGGACAUCUACAACGGCUUCUUAAUUCGUUACAUUAAGGCCUCGGAUGCAUACCUAGGGCAACAUGAGGACUCCGUCGUUGUUGAUUUCAAUUAUUAUCGCGGUGAUGAUCCUAAAGUCCCUAGACUAAACCAAGACAUUCUUGAAGAGAUUGAACAAAUCGCGUUCUUUAAGUAUGGAGCUAAGCCACAUUGGGCUAAAAAUAGAAAGUUGGCAUUCUUAGGUGUGCCGAAAAAAUUCCUAAAUUGGAAUAAGUUUGUUGAGGUAAAGAAACAAGUUGAUCCUCGAGGUAUGUUUUCUAGUGAAUGGUCAGAUGAAAUAUUGUAUGGAGAAAAUAAAGAAAAUGGGGAUGGUUGUGCUUUGGAAGGGUUGUGUAUUUGUUCACAAGAUAGACAUUGUAGUCCAUCUAAAGGUUAUUUUUGUAAACCUGGUUUUUUGUAUUCUAAUGCUAGAGUUUGUAGGUUUUCACAUGCUGAAAUUUUAAGUUCUAACCUAGAUUUAGGAGUUAUAUCAUGAUUAUUUAUGAAUUGUGUAAAUUCUUAGUUUUAAUUUAAUUAUUAUUUCAUAAUAUAUAUGAUAUUGGUAAUGCUACAAUUUAUUCUUUUAUUUUCUAGAAUUUUUUAUUAUUUUUUUUAUGUUAAUCGGUAUUUAUUUGCUCUAUGAGAUUUAAUUUCUUUUUAAGAGAGUUACAAAGAGUUUCUGUAGACGUGACUUAAUCUCAUAUCUUGAUAAAUAGCCUAAAUUUUAAGCUAUUGAAAUGUCGAUAUCUCUCUUGCUCGUCGCCGUCUAGCAAAUUUCAUGUCCAAUACUAAA
This is a messenger RNA of Chenopodium quinoa (quinoa), 2109 nucleotides long. Its product is annotated as L-gulonolactone oxidase 3-like. Lineage: Eukaryota; Viridiplantae; Streptophyta; Magnoliopsida; Caryophyllales; Amaranthaceae. The record is from RefSeq and is a predicted model, not a curated record. Gene Ontology annotation, cellular component: membrane. Gene Ontology annotation, molecular function: FAD binding; D-arabinono-1,4-lactone oxidase activity. The annotation marks the transcript as partial. The transcript is spliced from 4 exons.